This is a messenger RNA of Cyprinodon tularosa, 843 nucleotides long. RefSeq lists its product as uncharacterized. Bases 94 to 843 code for a protein of 249 amino acids. Lineage: Eukaryota; Metazoa; Chordata; Actinopteri; Cyprinodontiformes; Cyprinodontidae. The record is from RefSeq and is a predicted model, not a curated record. The transcript is spliced from 5 exons.
GGGUAAUCAGUAGUAGAGCACAAUAUGUACUUUAGUAGAUGUUUAUACUUUUAACAUGUACUAAACAACUAAACAACUCAGCUGUAAAGAGACAUGAAUGCUAUCAUUGGACUGCAGUUGAUGCUGAUAGGCAUCUGUGGUGCAGUGGAACCUUCCUGCAAUGGCAGACAAGAUAAAGCUCAAUAUUAUAGAGCUUUAGGAGAAAAUAUGGAACUUUCCCUGGUCAAAAGCAUCUCUCAGAUUUCACGUUUCCAGCUGACAAAGAACAACUCGGUGAUAUUAAGGUGGAGAAAAAACAACACUGUAUUUAGUCUAAAAGAGAGUCGAUUUCUUUUUUUGCCUAGUGAUGGAACAUUUAGGAUUGAUGACCUAAAAACGGGGGACAGUGGUGAAUACAGACUUGAAAUAUUUGAUGCAAGUGGAAAAGAAACAGGAAAUAGAACUCUUCAUCUAUGUGUUCAAGCUCCUGUAUCCUCUGUCCAGCUGGUCCAUCAAUGUUUGUCCCCGGGACAGAUCAAGGUGUCCUGUCUCUCUGAAGGGGACAGUCCUCAGUACAACUGGACUCUGGAUGGAAAAACACUGAAAGACUCUGAACUCCUCUCUGGAAAUUAUCAGACUAGCAUCAUCGUUGUGAGACAGAAUAUCUCAGGGCGUCUCGUCUGCUCAGUUAGGAAUCAAGUUAGUUCCUCCUCGAACUACUUUAAAAUAUCUGACAGUGGCUUUAAAAUCAACUGCACCUCCAAUAGGACACAAACAGAUAUAUUGGUGGAUAAAGUAAACAACACCCAGGAUGUUGAAGUAACAACAGUCUAUCCAACAAUCAAACAUACUACAAUGGGUUGA